Malassezia pachydermatis is the source of this 282-nucleotide messenger RNA. Its product is annotated as transcription initiation protein spt4. Gene Ontology annotation, cellular component: DSIF complex; nucleus. NCBI's taxonomy places the organism in Eukaryota, Fungi, Basidiomycota, Malasseziomycetes, Malasseziales, Malasseziaceae. The coding region runs from base 1 to 282 and encodes 93 amino acids. The transcript is spliced from 3 exons. Gene Ontology annotation, molecular function: zinc ion binding; RNA polymerase II complex binding. Gene Ontology annotation, biological process: mRNA processing; regulation of transcription elongation by RNA polymerase II; chromatin organization. The record is from RefSeq and is a predicted model, not a curated record.
AUGUCGUCCACGACAGCGAAGCUGCGUGCGUGCCUCCGAUGCCAUUAUGCACAGACAGCCGCAGAGUUCCAUGCUAAGGGCUGCCCCAAUUGCCAGGAUUUGUUGGAUAUGCAAGGCAGUCAGGAGCGAGUGGCCGACUUUACUACGUCGAACUUUGACGGUCUUAUCUGCAUGCUACAGCCGGAAGAAAGCUGGGUCGCUAAGUGGCAGCGUAUCGAAAAGCGCAUGGUGGGACUGUACGCCGUCAAGGUCGUAGGUCACCUCCCAGAAGGCUAUGAAUAA